AUGGGCGUCCUGGAAUCUAAGGGAGACAGCUCCAAUGUGGUGGUCGACGUGGAAAAAAUCGGAUCGGUAGACAAGUACUACGAAACUACCGGUUUCGAAGAUUUCAACGAUAAGCUCGACGUUGAAAAGUAUGGUCAGACACAAAGAAAGUUAUCCUCCAGACAUGUCAGUCUUUUAAUCAUUGGACAAUCGGUGGGUACUGGUUUAUUCAUCGGAUUGUCGUCGCCUUUGAUGACCUCCGGAUCGUUGUCGUUGUUCUUGGGGUUUAUCGGCUUUGCCUGUCUCGUCAUCUGGCCAUUGAUGCAAGCCGUUGGUGAAAUGUGUUCCUUCUUGCCCAUCAAGGGAACCUUUUUGCACUUUUCCGCCAGAUGGGUGGAUCCUGCCCUUGGUUUUGCCUGUUCUAUCAUCUAUUUGUACACCUCGUUGAUGUUUAUUUGUGUGGAAGCGGUUGGUUUUGCAUCCGUCAUCAGUUUCUGGACCGAUAUCAAUCCGGGAGUGUUUAUUGCCAUCGCCCUUGUGUCUUACUUCGUGUUCAACAUUUUUGGUGUCAACUGGUAUGGGGAAAUCGAAUUUUUCUCUUCCAUGCUCAAGGUGCUCUUGAUUGUGGGUCUCAUGAUCUUUGGCUUGGUUUCCAUGUGUGGAGGAAACCCUCACCACAACGCGUACGGGUUCGAGCACUGGAAACAGGGUGGGUUGAUGAAGGAAUAUCUCGUGGGUGGAAACACUGGUAGAUUCCUCGGGUUCUGGAACGUGUUGAUCUAUGCUGCUUUUGCUUGCGGUGGCCCCGAUUUGUUGGGAAUGGUUGCGGGUGAAAUCGCCCACCCCAGAAAGAACAUUGCCUUGGCUGCCAAGAGAGCGUAUGUCAGAAUCUACUUGUUCUACUUCGGAGGCAUUUUCUUCAUGAACACCUUGUGUGCCUCCAACAACCCCAUUUUAAUUGCCUCUCACGAAUCCGGUGCAUCUGGAGCCGCUGCUUCGCCUUGGGUCAUUGGUAUCAAGUCUGUCGGCGUCCACGGGUUGGACUCGUUGGUCAAUGUUUUGGUGAUGUCUGCCGCGUGGUCCUGUGGUAAUGCCUUCUUGUACGGAGCCACCAGAACUGCCUACGGAGCCUCGCUUGCAGGGUACUUGCCUCGUUUCUUCUCCAAGUGCUUGAAGAAUGGUGCUCCCAUCUACUGUGUGAUAUUUUCGCUCUUGGUCGGGUGUUUGUCGUUCCUCAGUAUCUCCAACUCCACAGCCGAGGUGUUCAACUGGUUUAUCAACUUGGCCACCACCGGAAUCUUGUGUACCUACUUGUGUAUCUGGUGGUCGUACUUCAAGUUCAGACGGGUGAUGGCUGCCCAGGGCUACGACAUGUCUAGUCCAGACUACCCAUACUUCACCGCCCCCUGGUUUGUGCACCCAUACAUGACCUACUUCGGGUGUUUCUUGAACAUCGUGAUCUUGUUUUUCAACGGGUUCUGGAUCUUCUUCCCUGGCCAAUUCUCGGUCGCCAACUUGUUCACCUCGUACUUUGCACCCGUGUUUUUCGUGGUGUUGUUCUUCUUCUGGAAAUUGUUCAAGAGAACGCACUUCAGGACCAAUGCCGAGGCCGACAUCACCACAGGAAAGAAGGAGAUCGACGACGAGGAAGAGGAGGAGAUUGCCCGUGAGGCUGCUACUCCAAGGAGACUGGGGCUCCUUUUCAAGAUCUACUACAAGGUGGCCGACUUCUGUUUCAAUUAG
Suhomyces tanzawaensis NRRL Y-17324 is the source of this 1722-nucleotide messenger RNA. It is a transcript of the gene PUT4, whose product is annotated as Put4p. The transcript has a single exon. Gene Ontology annotation, molecular function: amino acid transmembrane transporter activity. Bases 1 to 1722 code for a protein of 573 amino acids. Gene Ontology annotation, cellular component: membrane. The record is from RefSeq and is a predicted model, not a curated record. Gene Ontology annotation, biological process: amino acid transmembrane transport. NCBI's taxonomy places the organism in Eukaryota, Fungi, Ascomycota, Pichiomycetes, Serinales, Debaryomycetaceae.